AAUGGGUCCUACGACAACAUAAUUGGGCGAAAUAGGGCUCGCCAAAGGCUCGACGAGGUUUUAUCAAAGCGAACUCGGUUCAUCAGAUAGACGAGAGAGCAAUCAAUCUCGGGGUCCUUCUCAACAUCCGACCAUGCAGGCCAGCGACAGGUUCAACAUCAACUCCCAGCUCGAGCAUCUCCAGGCCAAGUACGUCGGCACCGGGCAUGCCGACCUGAAUCGAUUUGAGUGGGCGGUGAACAUUCAGCGGGACAGCUUUGCUUCCUACAUCGGGCAUUACCCGAUUCUGGCGUACUUUGCUAUUGCUGAGAACGAGUCCAUCGGGAGGGAGCGCUACAACUUUAUGCAGAAAAUGCUAUUGCCAUGUGGUCUACCUCCAGAAAGAGAGGAUGAUUGAGUAGAUGACCAUGCUUUUGAGUCACUGCUGUUCUGGCGAGGGCAGGGAUUCUCCUAUUGCCAAAUAUCUGGAUGUCUAAGGAGGGCAAGCGAGGAAUCCAAUCCAGGAAACUCAUCAGCCCCACUGUCUUCAUUUUCAUGUUUUAGCUUGUAUCCUUUAAGGCAAAAGAAAAGUGAGUGGAUCGCCAUAGUUUUUAUUAUCGAACUUUGUUUUGGAUGGAUGUACUGUUGACAUGUGUGGUCGUAAACUCAUCAGUAACUUUAAAAUAAAAUAAAAAACGAAUCUUGCAUUCAGGAGCUAUUUGCUUU
Messenger RNA from Eucalyptus grandis, 705 nucleotides. RefSeq lists its product as uncharacterized. The record is from RefSeq and is a predicted model, not a curated record. Gene Ontology annotation, cellular component: U2 snRNP; precatalytic spliceosome. Bases 134 to 397 code for a protein of 87 amino acids. The transcript has 4 exons. Gene Ontology annotation, biological process: mRNA splicing, via spliceosome. Lineage: Eukaryota; Viridiplantae; Streptophyta; Magnoliopsida; Myrtales; Myrtaceae.